Messenger RNA from Sclerotinia sclerotiorum 1980 UF-70, 333 nucleotides. RefSeq lists its product as hypothetical. The coding region runs from base 1 to 333 and encodes 110 amino acids. The transcript is spliced from 2 exons. The record is from RefSeq and is a predicted model, not a curated record. Lineage: Eukaryota; Fungi; Ascomycota; Leotiomycetes; Helotiales; Sclerotiniaceae.
AUGCAACAAUUUAUUCAAACCCGGGAUUAUCAACGGUCUGCUAUAAAUGGAUAUCUAGACAAGGAAGGACAGACUUACAAUGAAGUAGGAGAAAGGCUUUACAAUUGUUGUAAUAAAGGGGUAUCUGAUUGGAUCACUAAUCAAAUUCGAACUGCUCAGGAAAUGCAACGAUUUGAGAACAAGAUAAAUGAAGGCUCAAUAUCGAACAAAACGAAUCACUUCGAAUCAGAGUACGAUUCGACCGAAGAUAUCGAGAUUGCUGGAGGUGUAGAAUCAGUCAGCAGAUUUGCAAGAGUAUUGAGAAUAAACAAGCAUACCAAUAAAACAGAAUAG